Molecule: messenger RNA, 519 nt
Organism: Pipistrellus nathusii (Nathusius's pipistrelle)
Lineage: Eukaryota; Metazoa; Chordata; Mammalia; Chiroptera; Vespertilionidae
Source: the annotation of a GenBank genome assembly
AUGGGGGCCCGGCUGCUGGGCGCCGUCCUGGGCCUGGUGCUGGUGCAGGUGCAGGUGGCCGUGCAGGACCUGGACCUGCAGAAGAUUUCGGGGUUCUGGCGGGAAGUCGGCGUGGCUUCCCACCAAAACCUGGCGCUGAAGACCCCGAAGCGGCCGGAGGCCCUGUUCCUGACGCUGAGCGGGGCCGAGCUGACCGUGAAGGCCGCGUACAACGGCUCAGGAGGCUGUGAGACAGAAAACAUCGUGGGCGCUGAGGUCGACGUCUCGGGGAGGUUUGUUUUUCCCGGCCGCAGGGAGAUCCAGGUGAUGGACACGGACUAUGAGCACUACGCCAUCCUGCGGCUGUCCCUGCACUGGCAGGGCCGGGCCUUCCAUGUGCUCAAGUACUUCACCCGCAGCCUGGAGGACCAGGAUGAGCCCGGCUUCUGGCGGUUCCGGGAGCUGACGGCCGACACCGGGCUGUACCUGGUGGCCCGGCACGGGCGCUGUGCCGAGCUCCUGAAGGAGGAGCUGAUCUAG